AGAUAUGGAGAAGUUUUAGUCUUGUAGUGUAAGUGUAUUGUAUUUUCGUUGUCUUUUUUCCUCUUGUUUGUACUAUCCCUUGAGCACCUUGCUUAAGGUUUUUUAUACACCGCCUUUUUCAAAAAAAAAAAAAAAAAAAAAACUUUACUUUCAUUCCAGAUCAUCGCAUUUCCAUAAGUCCUCCAGUCCACUGCAAUCAUCGAUCUCCCACCACAUCUCCGAUCCUAAAACCGUCUCACCUCCGUCGACCUCCAGUCCACUGCAACCGUCCCACCUCCAGUCCAACCACCACCGCUUCUACGCUUUAAUCGCAGCCUAAAUCGCAUGUUUCAGUUGAAGCAUCAUGAUCUAGGGUAAAACCCAACCUGCAAUCCCAUCCUCAUCUCAAGCCCUUGUGUUUCUUACCAAAGAUCAUACAACUUCUCAGUUUAAUCACCCUCUUGCUUCAUUAAAAGAAACCAGAGGAUGGCAAGCAGCAGCAGCAUGUGUAAUAUCAUACACAAUCAUGAUUUCUCUAAUGGCAUGCAUUCAUGGCACACAAACUGCUGUGACGGCACUGUUGUUUCCACAGACGCAUGCAAUCGUUACGCCCUCAUUUCAAAUAGGAAGGAAUGUUGGCAAGGCUUGGAACAAGAUAUCACCACCAGAGUUUCCUCGGGUAUAACUUACACCCUCUGUGCCCGUGUUGGAGUUUCCGGGACCCAUCAUGCUCAUGUCAUUGCCACACUUAAACUUGAAUACCAUGGAUCAGAAACUAAGUAUAUGUUCAUCACAAGGACCUCUGUUUCAAAGGGUAGGUGGGAGAAUUUGGAGGGUACAUUUGUUUUAUCAGAUAAGCCUGACCCUGACCGAGUUGUGUUUUAUUUGGAGGGGCCUGAUCCUGGUGUAAAUCUACUUGUACAACAUGUGCUAGUUUCUUCUGAUAGUACCAAUUCAACCGGGAGAUAUGGCAAAGAUGAAAACAUCAUACUGAACCCCAACUUGGAGGAGGGUGUUAAUAAGUGGUCUGGAAGAGGGUGCCAGAUCGGUGUUCAUCGGUCUAUGCGAGAUGGAAAAAUCCUACCCAGGUCCGGAAACUUUUUUGCAUCCACAACGCAACGUGCGCACACAUGGAAUGGGAUUCAACAAGAUAUUACAACAAGAGUUGAGCGAAAGCUUGCUUACAAUGUUAUUGCAACAGUCAGAAUCGUUGGUAAUAAUAGUUGUGAUGCUGCUGAAAUUAGAGCUACCAUGUGGGUUAAGACCUCAGAUUCCCGUGAACAAUACAUAGGCAUCGCCAGCACACACGCAACCGACAAGGAGUGGGUAGAGUUGCAAGGGACGUUUGUUUUAAAUGGUUACCCGUCAAAGGUAGUCGUAUAUUUAGAAGGUCCACCUCCUGGUAUUGAUAUUCUUCUUGAUGGUUUUGUGGUUAAGCGUGCAAACAGAAUUCCUCCUUCGCCUAGACCACUUUUUCAGAAUGCAGAUUUCGGGGUUAAUAUAAUUGCAAACAGCGAUCUACGUAGCGGAACAAAAGGAUGGUUUCCCCUUGGUAAUUGUAAGCUGAGUGUUGCACCCCCAUCAGCAGCAGGUAGAAACACCCUGGGCUCCCAAAGUGGUCAUCACUCUAUUCAUGCCACCCAUCGCACACACACCUGGAUGGGUCCUGCACAGCUCAUUACAGACAAAGUCAAGCUCUUUCUCACAUACCAAGUAUCUGCUUGGGUUAGACUGGUUCCAGGAGCCACCGGUUCCCCUCAGAAUGUAAACGUGGCUCUUGGAGUGGACGACCAGUGGGUGAAUGCUGGACAAGUUGAGGUCAAUGAUGACAGGUGGCAUGAAAUCUGUGGGUCCUUUAGGAUUGAGAAACCUGCAGGUAAAGUGAUGGUCUACGUUCAAGGUCCUGCUCCAGAAAUCAGUUUUAUGGUUGCCAGAUUUCAAAUCUUUGCUGUUGAUCGCCAGGCAAGAUUCAGGCAAUUAAAGCAUCAAACUGACAAGAUUCGUAAACGUGGCAUCACUCUGAAAUUCACAACCUCCGACUCGAGAAGCAUGCAUGGAGCGACGGUGAAAAUCCAACAACUACACAACAGUUUCCCAAUUGGGUCCUGCAUUAGCCGAACAAAUAUUGACAAUGAAGAUUUUGUUGCCUUUUUCUUGAAACAUUUCAACUGGGCUGUGUUUGGAAACGAGCUCAAGUGGUACUGGACGGAAUCACAGCGUGGCAACUUUAACUACAGAGACGCGGAUGAGCUUCUCAAGUUUUGUGAGGAUAACAACAUCGGUGUUCGUGGGCAUUGCAUCUUUUGGGAGGUUGAAGAUACAGUUCAAAACUGGGUGAAGAGCCUUGGCAGAGAUGAUUUAGCUGUGGCUGUACAAAACCGUUUGAAGGGCCUUGUUAAGCGAUACAAAGGCAAGAUGAAGCACUAUGAUGUAAACAAUGAGAUGCUUCACGGGUCUUUUUACCAAGACCGGUUGGGUGAAGACAUUAGAGCCAAAAUGUUCAAAGAAGCAAAGCGGUUAGACCCGUCAGCCGUUUUGUUCGUGAACGACUAUCAUGUUGAAGACGGAUGUGAUACAAGAUCAUCCCCAGAGAAAUACAUUGACCAAAUUGUUCAUCUUGAAGAACAAGGGGCACCUGUUGGAGGGAUUGGUAUUCAAGGGCAUAUAGAUAGUCCGGUGGGUUCCAUUGUGUGUUGUGCUCUGGACAAACUGGGGAAGACUGGGCUUCCAAUCUGGUUCACAGAGCUUGAUGUUUGUUCAAUGAACGAGCAUGUGCGGGCGGAUGAUUUGGAAGUGAUGAUGCGAGAGGCUUUUGCUCAUCCUGCGGUUGAAGGCAUAAUGCUUUGGGGAUUUUGGGAGUCGUUUAUGAGCAGAGAGAAGUGUCAUCUUGUGGAUGCAGAAGGGCAGGUGAAUGAAGCUGGGAAGAGGUUCAUUGAACUGAAGAAGGAAUGGUUGUCUGAUGGUGAUGGGUAUAUUAAUGAGCAAAGUGAGUUUUCAUUUAGAGGAUUUGAAGGGACAUACCAAGUGAUUAUUCAAAACAAGAUUGUCAAGACAUUCGUUGUUCAACAGCAGCAGCAGCAGCAGGUGGUGGUGGUGGUGUACGUUGAUUGAUUGAUUCAACGGGUGUAGAGAUGAUGUUAUAAUAAUAUGAUGAAAUGGUUAUGUACAAACAAAUCCUCCAAGUGGGUUUGUUACUUUAGAAUGAAACUCAAACCAAUAGGGAGGAUAUGUAGAGCUUUUACUUAUGUUUCAGUCAGAUUGUUUGAAUCUUCUUUAGCAAAUAAAUAGGGUUUCAAUCGAACCAUGGCAGUAGUUGCUGAUGGUUCCCAAA
Helianthus annuus (common sunflower) is the source of this 3310-nucleotide messenger RNA. Its product is annotated as endo-1,4-beta-xylanase 1. Gene Ontology annotation, molecular function: hydrolase activity, hydrolyzing O-glycosyl compounds. The coding region runs from base 466 to 3090 and encodes 874 amino acids. The transcript has 8 exons. Lineage: Eukaryota; Viridiplantae; Streptophyta; Magnoliopsida; Asterales; Asteraceae. The record is from RefSeq and is a predicted model, not a curated record. Gene Ontology annotation, biological process: carbohydrate metabolic process.